Messenger RNA from Dioscorea cayenensis subsp. rotundata (Guinea yam), 1984 nucleotides. RefSeq names its product O-fucosyltransferase 31-like. NCBI's taxonomy places the organism in Eukaryota, Viridiplantae, Streptophyta, Magnoliopsida, Dioscoreales, Dioscoreaceae. The record is from RefSeq and is a predicted model, not a curated record. The transcript is spliced from 10 exons. The coding region runs from base 100 to 1638 and encodes 512 amino acids.
AUUCAUAGACCUCUCGUUCUCGGCUUUCGCGGCAUUUUCAUUGCUGCUUUUAUAUAGGUCUAGGGUUAGGGUUUUGGGAGCGCCGCUUGGAGGUUGGGGAUGAGGUCUUGGAAUCUCUCGCAGCGUGGCGGGGUUUACGUGGCUCUGCUGGUGUUGGUGCUUCCUGUGCUGUGUCCUUCCCUCUUCUCCCCGCUUGGCCACGCCUCGCCUUCCGUAUUUUCGGAAUGGAAUGCUCCAAAGCCAAGGCAUCUGUCACUUUUGAAGGGCGCUGUACAACGCCAAAUUUCGGAUGAACAGAAAUCUGAGCUCUGGUCCCCUUUAGCACCAAAUGGAUUGAAGUCAUGUGUCAGCCCUGCAAAUGGCCCUGUAGUUCCCAAAAACACGCAGGGUUACAUUCAGGUAUUUCUUGAUGGGGGGCUCAACCAACAGAGAAUGGGGAUUUGUGAUGCUGUUGCAGUUGCUAAAAUCUUGAAUGCAACACUUGUGAUCCCACAUCUUGAAGUCAAUCCUGUUUGGAAAGAUUCAAGCUCAUUUGAAGACAUCUUUGAUGUGGAUCACUUUAUUGAUGUCUUGAAAGAUGAAAUUCCAAUAGUGAGAGACUUGCCAGAGGAGUAUGCUUGGAGCACCAGAGAGUAUUAUGCAGUAGCAAUUCGAGCUACAAGAGUUAAAACCGCUCCUGUUCAUGCUUCAGCCAACUGGUACCUGGAGAACGUGCUGCCUGUGUUGCAGAGUUAUGGGAUUGCUGCGAUUGCCCCCUUCUCCCACCGUUUGGCUUUUGAUAACGUACCAGAGGAUAUCCAAAGACUCCGUUGCAAAGUAAACUUCCAAGCAUUGAUCUUUGUCCCCCAUAUCAGGGAGCUUGGCGAGGCCCUUAUUAAACGCUUGAGAUAUCCGGUCCAACCACAGUCAGGUGCAGAUGAUGAAUACAUUCAGACGACAGUGAACAAAAACAUCAACAGAGGUCCAGGAAAGUUUGUAGCAUUGCACCUUCGGUUUGAUAAGGACAUGGCUGCCCACUCUGCCUGUGAUUUUGGUGGUGGGAAAGCCGAAAGGCUGGCCUUGGCAAAGUACAGGCAGAUUAUUUGGCAGGGAAGGGUCUUAAACUCACAAUUCACUGAUGAGGAGCUGCGUAGCCAGGGUCGGUGCCCUUUGACUCCAGAAGAAAUUGGAUUGUUGCUGGCAUCUUUAGGGUUUGACAGUCAAACCCGCCUUUACCUUGCCUCUCAUAAGGUUUAUGGUGGAGAGGCGAGGAUCUCUAGUUUACGCAAACUUUUCCCUUUGAUGGAGGACAAGAAAAGCCUUGCUUCUGAGGAGGAGCUCAGAAAGGUUGAAGGAAAGGCUUCUCUUUUAGCUGCCGUUGAUUACUACGUUAGCAUGCAAAGUGACGUAUUCAUUUCUGCAUCGCCUGGCAAUAUGCACAAUGCUAUGGUUGGUCACCGGACGUAUGAGAACUUGAAGACAAUCAGGCCGAAUAUGGCUCUGCUGGGCCAGCUAUUUUUGAAUAAGAGCAUGGAUUGGUAUGACUUCCAACAGGCUGUACAGGACGGACACCAGAAUAGACAAGGGCAAAUUCGAUUGAGGAAAACUAAACAAUCCAUCUACACAUACCCAGCUCCUGAUUGCAUGUGUUCACGCUAAUAGCUGCUCUUCUUCCCACUUCAGCACUGCAACAUUCUCCGGUAUUGCUAGUCUCUUGCAAUGCUAUCGAAGGAAAGAAGGAAAGACCACCGGACCGGGUUCGUUAUCAGAUCAUUAUCCCAUGUGCAUGGAAUGGGACUCAAAAAACAAAAUGUGUCCUUAUUAUGUGUUUGCUGGACUACUCGUGUAAAAUAUAUUCCGAGUAUUCAUCCAUCAAGCAGGUUUGUAUUCUGUGAGAGAGAGCAAUAUUUGUACCGUGAAAAGCUAUUAUGCUCGCUGGAGUUGAUGACUCGGGAGUCUGGAUAAUUAAGGUUUAAUAAAUUGAAUCUAUUUACACUCGAGUACA